UUGGUUGGUUGGACCUAGAGGGCUUGUCACUAGCCUUCCAGUUGGACCUUUCUGCCUGCCUGACCCCCUCCUUCCCUCCUUUACGAACUAUUCCAAUACUCGUAUCCUUGUUUCUCUAUGGUGUUUACUCCAAGGCUUUAUUAAAUGGAGGGCGUACAUUUCCCGGUGCGUGGUGCCCAUGGCAGAAGUGACCCAUGCCACGGAGGAUAUCAGUUCCAAAGUGUGGUGGAUCAAACUCUCUUGGCGGCACUUCCUGAUCACGGCGAUCACGUGGGCGAAAAUGAUGGCGAAACCAGCACGUUAGAGACCUCUCAAAUCCCAAGCUGUUUGACCAAGAGUCAGAAAAGUAUCAAGAUGCUCAUUCGUUCCCAACAUGGGCUCAGUCUCCAACGUGAGGAACGCCAUCACCUAUGGAUGGGGCUCUAUCACAAAAGAGAAGGAUCCGAAUCUCGGGCUAUCCAUGCCGACGUCUUUCGGGACUCGCUACAAUCUUGUUUCGGUUCAAAAGAACCCCAUGAUUUACCGCCUCUUCCGUCAGCCGUUAAAUCUAGUCAUGGAAAUACUUUUUGUCUUACUGCCAAAGGGCAGACCUCAGUAACGAAAAUACUCAUUGUUUUUGUCUUCAACAACCCCGAUGUUCGAUAUUGCCCUAUUUUGCAUCCACUCGCAGCCGUGUUUCGACAUUUCUUGUCAGAAGAAGACACUUACGGAUUCUUGACAAGUCUCUGUUCCUCUCGUCACCCCAAAUAUUUCAGCCAAACCAAACAGCAGCAUGAAGUUGAUUGGCAGACAGUCAAGGAACUCAACAAUAAGUAUAAUAGGCCCAUUUGCUCUGAAUUGAUCUCUGUUGUCGGUGAAGAUAAUGUGGACGACCUUUUCAAAUCCUGGAUGUUUUGGAUAUUGGAUUACCUUCCUUUCCCCCAUGUAGUUCGGAUCGUUGAUUGUUUUUUGGCUGAAGGUCAAAAAUUGUUAUUCCGUUGUUGCCUUUCAAUUCUAAGGCAAUUUGGUAAAGUCAUAAGGGCUAACCCAUCAAAGAGACAGGUGAUUCAAAAAGAGGGCCUGAAUUCGACCUUUAUUAGGUUUUGCCGCGAGAUUCCGGUAUCACCAAGUGCUAUUUUAGAACGUGGAUUCCGUUUCAGAGGAUUGAGUACGGCUCUCAUUCAAAAGAGCAGUCUGCAAAUUGAAAUAAACAUUAAAGCGAAAGGGCUACUGAAUCAUUCCUCGAAAACCCAAAAUGAUUCAGGAGAUGGUUUUCCAACCUCCCAAGCUUUUCCUGACAAGAGUUCUUCUUCAAUAAUUUCACCAAGGAAGCAAGAGGUAGAUGCUCAGGAAACGGCGAAAGACAAUUUUCAGAUGUUUCCAAUCAACAACCUCAAGUCAGAAUUCCUCACUCCCGGUCAGCUUUCCUCAAUUUGGCAAUGUAUCCCAGACCGAAUGACCACCAUUGAUCCAAAAUUGGUUUACUCUACCAAUGAGCAUGGUACAUCAUUGACAACGUUUUUCAAAAAUUGUGAGAAAUACGAGCCCACAAUUAUAGCCAUAAAAACGACAAAAAGAGAGGUAUUUGGCGCAUAUUGCUCAACGUCUUGGGCUGAGAGGAAAUACAAAGAUGACAGGGGCUUGAGACAAGCAUAUUUUGGAACUGGUGAAACUUUUUUGUUUCAAAUUGACCUUAGGGAUCCCUCUGAAUGCAUCAUUUAUCCUUGGGUGCGCAAAAAUACUCAAAAUGAAGAUGUUACUCUUACAAAGGCGGAGAAGCAUGCUCAAGAGUUGUUCAUGUCAGGACAAACGGAUAUGAUCAGUAUUGGUGGAGGGAAUGGAUGUGCCAUUUUCCUCGAUUCCAGUCUUCGGUUUGGAAGGUCAGAACAUUGUGAGACCUUCAAUAACCCUCCAUUAUGCCAAGGGAAGGAUUUUGAGGUUUCCGUCGUCGAAGUCUAUGGACUAAACCUAUUGGACCUUUGAAACAUCGCGGAAUAACGUUAUGUAGAGGAAGUAAUGCUUGUUUCAUCUAAAUACCUGCUAAUUCAACAUCAUUGGCAAUUUAUUCAAAUUUUUAUGUCAAAUCAAAACAUGUAUAACAUCAUUUACUCAUAAUCAUGUAUUAUCGAAAUGAAACUUCCUACUCAUCACUUAUGAGUUGAUGAUGGUAGCAUUUUG
This is a messenger RNA of Tigriopus californicus, 2157 nucleotides long. It is a transcript of the gene sky, whose product is annotated as GTPase-activating protein skywalker-like. NCBI's taxonomy places the organism in Eukaryota, Metazoa, Arthropoda, Copepoda, Harpacticoida, Harpacticidae. The record is from RefSeq and is a predicted model, not a curated record. The transcript has 11 exons. The coding region runs from base 145 to 1962 and encodes 605 amino acids.